CAUUGGUCAGUUUCACAUGUCUGCUGAUGUACCGGGCUGCUGCAGGGCUGCUGUCUCUUUCGUAACUCAACAGUGUUCAUAGCAGUCGAGAGCUGUUUAUGUCACCUCGUAUUGUCGGGGUCAUCUGAGCUGGUUGAAACCGCCGCCGCUAGUUUUAGUCAAACUCGGUGAAAACUGAGAAGUCGUUAACGUUUCAGCCAUCCGCAACUGGCUAACUUUAGCUAUCAGUAGCUAGCUGCUCGGUCGACAGGCUGUUCGCGUUGACGUGAGAAUGGGCGAGGAAAUCAACGACAACCUCAUUAAUACAGGCAACGGGUCCGCCGAUAGAACCACCGUGGAGGACAACGGCGAGCCGGCGGCAAGCGAUGUUAAAUAUUACACGUUAGAAGAAAUAAGGGAGCACAAUCUGAGCAACGACACAUGGCUCAUCAUCAAGGAAAAGGUGUACGACGUCACGGGCUUUCUCGAAGAGCAUCCGGGCGGUGAGGAGGUUUUGCUGGAGCAGGCAGGUGGAGACGCCACAGAAAGCUUUGAGGACGUGGGUCAUUCCAUAGAUGCGAGGGAGAUGCUCGAGCAGUUCUACGUUGGGGAGCUCCAUAUGGAUGACAGGAAAAAGGAAACUCCAAAGGUGGUACCUGUCUCAAAUUCAGAGGAGUCCAGCUCCUGGACCACAUGUUUGAUACUUGCUGUUGCUGCAGUUGUUGUUGGUGUCAUGUAUCGCUUCUACAUGUUUGAACAAAAGUCCUCCUGAGUGCUGACGUCCUGUUCCCAUUUGAUUUUCAUCUGGAGGCCUUGAAAUGUUUGACCAAAACCUCCUCACGCCGAACACACAAUUAGGGGAGAGUCUGCAUCCUCUGCAACAAGAAAAGGAGGCGGACAGUUUGAUAAAGUACUUUUGUCAGUGUCCGUCUACAUGGAGCGCACCAAAUAGACAGCUGGGCAGAGACUUUAUUCAAUUCUCUGCCUUCAUUCUCUUUUAAUUUCAUCGUCACUGCCUGCUGUGAUUAAUGUUGUCUUUGACUUAAACUUUAAUAUGCAUUUGACUCCUUUUGGCUGCUGUUUGGUCAUUAUGCUUUUGAUCACUCAGAGAACAGCCUGGUUUUCAUGAUCCAUCAUUAUACAGUGAGACAAAAUGGAAAUGUUAAUAAUGCAAAAUGUUGUUGGAAUCAGGAUAAUAGUUCAGUGACCAUUCUACUUAUAUUUUACACUGAAUUAUUGCUUCCCAUGCAUUUUCUUAGUUUUAAUAAAGUGAUAACUGCUUUAUGUAGUAUAUAAUAAUAAUAAUAAUAAUAAUAACAAUGAUAUUUUGAUCAUACAGAUAUAGCUGGAUAGAAUAGCUGGCAGUGAAUAGUGACGGAAGAGAAUUAUUUGUCAUUUGAUUAUUCUUUUUUUUAAAUGUAUUGUCUCUCACUAUGCCGUUUGUUAUUUAACUGAUGCAAAAGCAUGUUUCAUUUUCAUGCAUCUUGAUCGACUGUUUUGGGUGAAUGGUGUUGACAUCUGUCACUGGAGGGUUUGAAUUAUAUUGAAUGAUGUCCCUGUUGUUACAUUGGGGACUAGCCAGUUGUCAUUAAAGCCAUACACAAGUG
Molecule: messenger RNA, 1586 nt
Organism: Scophthalmus maximus (turbot)
Lineage: Eukaryota; Metazoa; Chordata; Actinopteri; Pleuronectiformes; Scophthalmidae
Product: cytochrome b5
Exons: 5
Coding region: 272-751 (159 amino acids)
Cellular component (GO): intracellular membrane-bounded organelle; membrane
Molecular function (GO): heme binding
Source: RefSeq, a predicted model, not a curated record